Messenger RNA from Anas platyrhynchos (mallard), 7873 nucleotides. RefSeq names its product vir like m6A methyltransferase associated (gene VIRMA). Gene Ontology annotation, biological process: mRNA modification. The record is from RefSeq and is a predicted model, not a curated record. Gene Ontology annotation, cellular component: RNA N6-methyladenosine methyltransferase complex. Gene Ontology annotation, molecular function: RNA binding. NCBI's taxonomy places the organism in Eukaryota, Metazoa, Chordata, Aves, Anseriformes, Anatidae.
GGGACUUGUGAGGUGACUCGUGAAGGGACUCGUGAGGGGACACACUGAAGGUUUCAGGUGCUGGGAAGCAGGGGACAAACUUCAUCCACCCGUCCCCUUCCCCACAGCUCCGUGUGGCCGCAGCCGCCCCGUCAUGGCCCCGGCGGCCCCUGCCCGGGGAAGCGCUCGCCCGGCCUCCGGAAGCGCUUCCCGCCCGCCGCCGCUAAGAUGGCGGUGGACACCGCCACAGAGCUCCUCUUCCUCGACACCUUCAAGCACCAGAGCGCCGAGCAAAGUACCAAUAUAGAUGUAGUUCGUUUCCCGUGCGUGGUUUACAUAAAUGAAGUACGUGUCAUUCCUCCCGGAGUGAGAGCUCACACAAGUUUGCCCGACAGUAGGGCUUACGGAGAGACAUCCCCGCAUACAUUUCAACUGGACUUGUUUUUCAACAAUGUCAGCAAGCCAAGUGCCCCCGUUUUUGAUAGACUGGGGAGCCUCGAAUAUGAUGAAAAUACUUCAAUUAUUUUCAGACCCAAUGCAAAGGUCAACACAGAUGGAUUGGUUCUAAGAGGAUGGUACAACUGUCUGACUUUGGCAAUAUAUGGCUCAGUUGACAGAGUAAUCAGUCAUGACAGAGAAUCACCUCCUCCGCCUCCACCUCCGCCGCCUCCUCCCCAGCAACAGCCUGGUUUGAAGAGAAACCCAAAACAUGCUGAUGGAGAGAAAGAAGACCAGUUCAAUGGCAGUCCUCCAAGACCACAACCUAGGGGACCAAGGACACCUCCAGGCCCUCCUCCUCCUGACGAUGAUGAGGAUGAACCUAUGCCAGUGUCAGUGGUUGGGGAAAAAGAAGAUGAUGUGGACCACAGGGAGGAUUACUUCGAGCCCAUUUCUCCUGACAGAACAUCCAUUCAUCAAGAAAGCCAGUAUUCUGAUGAGGGAGAAGUGGAAGAAGACCAACCAGAAGAAGGAGAUGAUGAAGAAGAUGUGGAUGUUGAGGAGGAGGAGGAUGAGGAAGAAGACGAUGGGCAUACAGUAGAGAGCAUUCCUGAUGAGGAAGAGGAGGAAGAAGAUGAAGACGAAGAUGAAGAAGAUGGUGAAGAGGAGGAGGAAGGUGAAGGAGAUGAUGGAUACGAGCAGAUUUCAAGUGAUGAAGAUGGAAUUGCUGAUCUGGAACGUGAAACGUUCAAGUAUCCGAGUUUUGAUAUUGAGUACACUCCUGAGGAUCUGGCGUCUGUGCCUCCUGUGACAUAUGAACCUUUUGAAAGGGAGCUCGGACCUCUUUUGUACUUCAGCUGCCCUUACAAGACUGUAUUUGAGAACGAAGUUGCUAAAAUAAAGGACCAAGACCCGGAAAAAGAAAACUCGGGGGCAGUGGAAGCCUCCGUUAAAUUAACUGAACUGCUGGAAUUGUAUCAAGAGGAAAGGGGUGCAAAGUGGGUGACUGCAUUAGAAGAAAUUCCGAGUUUAAUAGUAAAAGGAUUGAGCUAUCUGCAGGUUAAAGACACAAAGCAGGACUACAUAACCCAGCUGGUAGACUGGACCCUGCAAGCUUUAAACCUUCAGGUAGCUCUCAAGCAGCCCAUCGCUUUGAAUGUCCGGCAACUCAAAGCUGGGACAAAACUGGUGUCAUCAUUAGGGGAAUGUGGGACGCAAGGAAUAACGGCACUGUUGCAGGCGGGAGUUAUUAAUGUGUUGUUUGAGCUGUUGUUUGCAGACCAUGUAUCGUCCUCCCUUAAGCUUAAUGCUUUUAAAGCUUUGGAUAGCGUUAUCAGUACGACCGAGGGAAUGGAAAUGUUUCUGAGAGGUGGCGUAGAUGUGCAUGAAAAAAGUGGUUAUCAGAAACUCCUUGAACUCAUUUUGUUAGAUCAGACUGUGAGGGUAGUCACUGCUGGCUCUGCAAUUCUCCAGAAGUGUCACUUCUAUGAGAUUCUGUCGGAUAUUAAAAAGGUGGUCGAUCAGUUAGCCGAGAGCACGCCUCCUCUGCCUAACCACACGGAGACAGAACAGGACCAGGACUUGGCAGGGCUUGACAGAACCAACCAAGAAUAUGAGAACGAUGUGGAGGCUCCUAUGGAUAUGGAUCACCUUUUGGAAUCUUCCAACAUAAGCGAAGGAGAGGUGGAGAAACUCGUGAGUCUUCUGGAAGAAAUCUUCCAUUUGAUGGAAACUGCUCCUCAUACAAUGAUUCAGCCACCCGUCAAAUCUUUCCCAACCAUGGCACGCAUUACAGGCCCUCCAGAAAGGGAUGAUCCUUACCCUGUCCUGUUCAGGUAUCUUCACAGUCACCAUUUCCUGGAGUGCAUCACUUUGCUGCUGUCUAUUCCAGUGACGGGUGUGCACCCGGGUGUGCUCCAAGCUAUACGCGACCUCCUGCGCUUCCUGGCGCAGUCCCAGAAGGGUCUCCUCUUCUUCAUUUCCGAGUACGAGGCGACGAACCUGCUGAUCAGAGCUCUCUGUCAGUUUUCCGAUCCGGAUCAAGAGGAAGGCCUCCAGUCCGAUGGUGCAAACGAGGACACCUUUGCCCUGUGGCUCCUGCACUCGACGCAGACGUUACAGUGCAUUUCAGAAUUGUUUUGCCACUUCCAGCGGUGCACGGCCAGCGAGGAAACCGACCAUUCGGAUCUCUUGGGAACGCUUCACAACCUUUACUUGAUCACCUUUAACCCUGUGGGAAGAUCUGCCGUGGCUCACGUCUUCAGCCUGGAGAAAAACCUCCAAAGUCUUAUCACUUUAAUGGAGUACUAUUCCAAAGAAGCUUUAGGAGACUCAAAGUCUAAGAAGUCAGUUGCUUACAACUACGCCUGCAUCCUGGUUCUGCUGGUGGUUCAGUCUUCCAGUGAUGUCCAAAUGCUGGAGCAGCACUCGGCGCCUUUGCUGAAGCUUUGUAAGGCAGACGAAAAUAACACCAAAUUGCAAGAGCUCAGCAAGUGGCUUGAACCUUUGAAAAAUCUUAGAUUUGAAAUAAACUGUAUUCCAAAUCUCAUUGAAUAUAUCAAACAGAAUAUUGACAGUUUGAUGACCCCAGAUGGAGUUGGCCUUCCUACGGCCCUUCGUGUCCUGUGUCAUGUAGCGUGUCCGCCACCUAUGGUAGAAGGUCAACAGAAAGACCUGAAAUGGAACCUUGCAGUUAUUCAGCUCUUCUCUUCCGAGGGAAUGGACACCUUCAUCCGGGUCCUGCAGAAGCUGAACAGCAUCCUCAUUCAGCCUUGGCGACUCCAUGUCAACAUGGGCACCACCCUUCACAGAGUCACGACGAUUUCCAUGGCCCGCUGUACGCUGACGCUCCUGAAAACGAUGCUGACAGAACUCCUGCGGGGCGGAUCCUUCGAGUUCAAGGACAUGCGCGUCCCGUCGGCGCUCGUCUCUUUACACAUGCUCCUGUGUUCUAUCCCGCUCUCGGGCCGCUUAGAUAGCGAUGAGCAGAAAAUUCAGAAUGACAUCGUUGACAUCCUGCUGACUUUUACGCAGGGCGUUAAUGAAAAACUUACAAUUUCAGAAGAAACUCUGGCAAACAAUACUUGGUCUUUAAUGCUGAAGGAAGUUCUCUCCUCGAUUUUGAGAAUUCCGGAGGGUUUUUUCUCUGGACUCAUACUGCUUUCAGAACUCUUGCCUCUUCCACUGCCCAUGCAGACAACUCAGGUAAUCGAGCCACAUGAUAUUGCAGUGGCACUUAACACCAGGAAGCUGUGGAGCAUGCAUCUUCACGUUCAAGCCAAGCUGAUCCAAGAGAUAGUUAGAUCGUUCUCUGGUUCUUCUUGCCAGCCUAUUCAGCACAUGUUGAGACGUAUUUGUGUUCAGCUGUGUGACUUGGCUUCACCCACUGCUCUUCUUAUCAUGAGGACUGUGUUGGAUCUGAUUGUAGAAGACCUGCAGAGCAACACAGAAGAUAAAGAGAAACAAUACACUGGACAAACCACUCGACUGCUUGCUUUAUUGGAUGCCCUGGCUUCAAACAAAGCUUGUAAAUUGGCUAUUCUGCAUCUUAUCAAUGGAACUACCAAAGGUGAUGAAAAGUAUGCAGAAGUGUUCCAGGAGCUCUUGGCUCUAAUGCGGUCAGCUGGAGACAACGUCACUCAUCAACAGAGUGCUGAAUAUGUAACCUCUCUUCUGCAGUCCCUCUGCGAUCAGGAUAUUGCCCUCAUUUUGCCAAGUUCAUCAGAAGGCUCUGUGUCGGAAUUAGAGCAGCUCUCCAAUUCCUUACCAAACAAGGAUCUGCUGCCGUUAAUUUGUGACAGCUUAAUGGAAACAUUAACCAAUUCUGAGAGCAGUUACAGUUGUCUGCUGACCUGCAUCCGAACAAUGAUGUUCCUUACAGAGCACGACUACGGCUUCUAUCACUUAAAGAGCUCCCUAAGAAAACACAGCAGUGCUCUGUACACUGUAUUAAAGCGAGUAAUCACCAGUUUCAGCAAAGACACAGGGGAACUGGCCUCUUCUUUCUUGGAUUUUAUGCGGCAGCUUCUAAACUCGGAUACACUGGGAUGCUGUGGAGAUGAUGGGAGCCUGAUGGAAGUAGAUGGAUCUCACCCAGGCAGAACGCUGGGUCUGACCACUGCAGAGUUGAAACAUCUUCUGCAGAGCAAGGAGGAAACCCCAGAAAACCUACUGCUUGAUCUGGAGAAACAUGUUAUGGAUCGUUCUAAGGAAGACGAUGGCCUUGAAUCCUUGCUGGACAACAUCGUUGGCGUCAGGCAAAUGUUGGAAUCAGCAGGUGAUUCUUGUCCCCUGAGUGACCAAGAUGUGGAGCCUCUUCUUUCUGCACCAGACUCUCUUCAGAAUUUGUUUAACAACAGGACUACCUACGUGUUGGCAGACGUGAUGGACGACCAGCUGAAGCCCAUGUGGUUCUCACCCUUCCAGGCUGAAGAAAUUGAGACUGACCUGGAUAUGGUGAAAGUUGACUUAAUUGAGCUGUCAGAGAAGGGCUGCAGUGACUUCGAUUUGCAAGCUGAGUUGGAGAGGUCAUUUUUGUCAGAACCAUCAUCCCCUGGCCGGACAAAAACCACAAAAGGUUUCAAACUUGGCAAGCACAAGCAUGAGACCUUCAUAACUUCAAGUGGGAAAUCUGAAUACAUAGAGCCUGCAAAGAGAGCUCACGUUGUGCCGCCACCGAGAGGAAGAGGCAGGGGAGGAUUUGGACAAGGAAUCCGACCGCAUGAUAUCUUCCGUCAGAGAAAGCAGAACACCAGCAGGCCGCCCUCCAUGCACGUGGAUGAUUUUGUUGCUGCGGAGAGCAAAGAAGUCGUCACUCCGGACGGGAUACCACCAGCCAAAAGGCCACCGAAAGUGUCCCAGAAGAUUUCUUCACGUGGUGGGUUCUCAGGGAAUCGUGGAGGACGGGGAGCUUUUCACAGCCAGAACAGGUUCUUUACCCCACCUGCUUCAAAAGGAAAUUACAGUCGCCGUGAAGGCGCUCGAGGCUCAAGUUGGAGCGCCCAGAGUACGCCCAGAGGAACCUACAAUGACAGUAGAGGUGGUCAAAGCAAUUUUAACAGGGGUCCACUGCCACCACUGAGACCAUUAAGUUCCGCAGGCUACCGACCGAGUCCUCGCGAUCGUGCUUCCAGAGGCCGGGGAGGAAUUGGACCAUCUUGGACAAGUGCUAAUAGUAGUAGCAGUGGUGGCUCAAGAGGGAAGUUUGUUAGUGGAGGCAGUGGAAGAGGUCGGCAUGUGCGUUCCUUCACGCGAUAAAAUGAGACCUAACGGAACAGCCCAACCGCGUGGACUUCUGUGAGAUGACAAAGAAAACGGAGGCACUAAAGGACCAAUUCAGAGUUGGUGGGAUCCGGAGGACACCAAGAGAAUAUUUUUGUCUGAAGAAGAGUUUUUGUUUGAUACAAGACUUGAAAUUUCAAUAAAAUCCAAGACUUUUUUGUGUACAAUUGUAAAUUUUUUUUUGUUCCUUUUGAAAUAAUGUUUUAACUUUUUUUUUUGUGGACAGUAGACAACAUUCAGUAAAGAACCUCGUUGAGUUGACUUGAAGGACUUUUAAAAAAAAAAAAUCAUUGUGCCAAAAGAAAGGUACAGGUGUUUUGUGUGUGACUUAUUACUGCAAGAAAAUUAAAAAAAAAAUCUAUGUAAGGCAAUUCUAGUUUCUUUCUCUCAGGUUUAGAGCCACUAGCCCUUGUUUUAGCCAGUCUCAGUUGUUAAUGAUUGAGGUACGUCUGAGAGCAGUUGAAGUAGCAGGUGAUAGAAGAUUGACUGAAAUGAAUCAAUCUGUGAAAGAAUGCAAACAUAAUUGUAAUUUAUAUGGGUUUUGUUGUAUGCUUUUGGUAACAUGAGUAGAUGCUUGGGUAAGAUCUUGUUCCUGUUAAAAAUCGAUGAAAAUGCGUCGUUCUCUUCAAUGAGUAAGAGAACGUUCUAGUAUUUACAACUCCAGUUCAUGCAUCAGGAGCAGAAGUCACUUUGUUGGAAAGCAGAGUAUGGAUGCUUUAAGGUGAAAUGUUGGGAGUCUGGAGUUCAUGAUGGUUGCCUGCCGAUCUGCUGACUGAAGCAGAGGAGAGGGCACAGGCAUGGAAAACCGAGCAGUAAAGUUAAACUUUCCCUUUGAAUAGAUGGUUUGGAUUUUUGUUUCUGUAAUAUUUAGAUACAUGGCAAAGAAGAAAAACUUUUGAGAUGUAGAAAUUCAUGAAGAGAUGUUACCAGUAGAUCCGCCUCUGAAUUUACUCUCAUGUUACACUUGUGUUAUCUGAGCUCCGUGGGAUUUCUUAGAAGUAACCAGUUCUCAAUCAUCCUUCACUGCAUUUUUGGAUGGGGUGAGGAGUGGUAGCUCUUACUGAAGGCCAUGCACCAUUUUUAUUUUGAUUUUUUUUUUACAAGCUCCGCUGUCAGCUGAGCUUGAUUGUCACUUAUGCUUUGGUUUCUUGCCAUUGUGGAAGUGCUAUAAAGGGGUCAGCUUCUGCUUAAACAAAGCCCAGUGCCAGUGUCCUUGUUUUAAGUAAUCUUGACUUCUGGUCAGCUCGUCUGUUUGGAAUCAAACUAACCACCCAUUUGAAUUGUUUCUAAAAUAUGAUCAUACUUCAAGUCGGAUUUUUUUUUACCUUUAUGCUGGUUGGCUAAAUAAGGACGUGUUCUAUUUGAACCAUUUUGUGCACGCUUUCUCUGAGGAGACUUUGGGCCGUAACGUCCCCCCGCUGGAGGGCUGUGCACAAAGCGGGCAUAGCCCGUGAGAGCAGUAAGCUUCUGCUGAUUGGGUGCAGUGAAAGGGAAUAAUACCGGAUCACAAAGGUUUAAACAUUUAACGUUGUGUAAAGUGACAUGAACAAAAAUCAAAUUUCUGAACGGUAAAAAUAACACAAAGAUGUAAUCUGACCAAUACUGCAAUUAUGACUGAAAUGGGUGGAGCUCUCAGACAUUACAGCUAUUAAUGCUAUUUUUUUUUUUUUUUUUUAAGGAGCAGCAUCAGUAUUUUUCAAGCUGACUUGCUCCUUUAGACCACGUGUUGAAGGUUCUUUGUUUUUUUUUUCUGGAAACUUUACUGUGUUUGAAACUAGCAGGGAUAUGAAUCAUUCGUUUUCUGUCAGGGAAUUUGAAAUGAAAAGUGUCAGGCAUGGAAUAAAUAUGUACAUAUAUAGUAUUUGUUCUUGAAAGUUUAAAAUAUAUGGCAUGUCACACUAAUCAUUUUCAAACUAGGAGGAAAUAAAGGGUUGCUUAAGUUGUUUAAGAUGUAUGCAAUCUGUAAACUUAGUCAAACUGGAAAAAGAAGUAUAUGUCUUAACGCAUUUAGUUCUGUAGCCCUUCACUGCAAAGCGGUUCCUUUCCUGGAUAAAUCCAAUGUGAAAUAAUGCUGUUUAAAACUGACUUCUUUGGUUUGACUCUUGAAACUGGAAUCCUUCCAUGAUUAAACACCAUUCUAAGCAUUAAAUUUUGCUUUUUAUACCAUGCCCGAAAA